Molecule: messenger RNA, 1441 nt
Organism: Coffea eugenioides
Lineage: Eukaryota; Viridiplantae; Streptophyta; Magnoliopsida; Gentianales; Rubiaceae
Exons: 4
Coding region: 424-1092 (222 amino acids)
Biological process (GO): cytokinin biosynthetic process
Source: RefSeq, a predicted model, not a curated record
UGGAGGUGUACCGUAGCCUGUAAAAAGCAGCGUACAAUUCUGCCUCGCUGUCCAGCAUGUGAAGGAGUUGUGGUUCCGUUCUCCCAUUCAUUCAUUCAUUGAUUCAUUCGUUCAUUCAUUCCCUUUCUGUCUCUCUCUCUUUCUCAGCAUUUGCCAGUACUGUUGUUGCUACCAUUUAAACCCAAGCCCAACUGGCACCUUUUGGUUCACUCUCAUUGAGAGCCAGCCGAACGGGGUACGUCAGGACAAAACAGGUCUUAGAUUUGAGCCUGAUUCUCUCCUUUGGUCUUUUCCUCCUCCUCCUCCUCUUCUUCUGCUUUUUCUUCAGUACAGAGGAGCCAAAUUUAGCUGGUUUUCUCUCUUCAUUUUUUUUCUUUCCUCUCUUGAUUCACUUAGUCCAGAAAGAAAUAGUAACAGAAAAAAAUGGACUACUUUGUGGCUAGCACUCCUAAAUCAGAGUGCAGCAGCGGAUGUGAGUCUGGCUGGACUCUGUACUUGGGCAACUCCUUUAUUUCUUCGCAUAGUAAUAGAGAAAAUGGUAAUUUUGUUGAUGGAAAGCGUGGUUUUAGUGAAGAAAAGAGAAGUGAGGAAGAGGAGGAGGAUUUGUCAAUGGUUUCUGAUGCAUCUUCUGGACCUCCACAUUGCCCUGAAGAAGAAGACUGCAUGUCCAAUAUUAAUGACAACAAUGCUGCUCGCUGCUUUUUCCAUGCUGGUGAUGCCACCACAUUAUGCAAAAGCAGAAGCCGCAAAAAGCAGAAAACUUUAGAAAAUCACUGCCGGAUGAAGAAGGCAGUCCGUGAAAAAUCAUCUUUACUAGAUGAUACUGCCAGUUCUCCUGUCUUCGAAAUGGACCUCCCCGAUGUCAGUUCUGAUCAUUAUAAAGUUGCAUCGAGAAAAGAUUUCAACCUCCCCAACAAUCAUGGUUCAGCUGAGAUGGUUUUAGAUUUUUCUCAGGGCUAUUCUACAACCCAUUUCGAGGAGGAAAGCUCUGCAUACCACUUGCAGGAUCAAUACGGUUUUUUCCAUUCUUCUUUAUCUGGAAACUAUCUGCCUGAAAACCAGUGGUAUGGAAGCAGGGGGUGGCAGCGGUGACAUGAAACUGUCUGCAACAUUCAGCAAUUUGUUGCUGCUGCUGACGAUGAAUAUGUAGUUGUAGUAGGUAGACUGGAGGAAAGGUCAUCAAAAAUUAUGUACCCCAAAAAAAUAGAAAAAGAAAAAAAAAGGUUGUCGAAAAUGCAAAAGUAACUGGAUCUCAAAAGAGAUCUUGUUGCUCUCCCUUUCUUCCUUUUUUUUGUUUUUUGUUUUGUUUUUAAUGUCUUUUUCUUUUCUUUUCCCUACUGCUGCCAAUGCAGUGGUGAACAACCAGAGAGAGGGAGAAAAAUAAAAAAAAGGUGUGGGGAUCAGUUUCUUGUUUCUCGAAAAAAUUCCAUUUUCUUGUCAA